AGUUCCGGAAGACUGCACUAUCUCUGGCAGAAAUUCUGUUCGCCAUUUUCAACGUGACUGCCAGUCCGCCUCCGAAAACUGCUGUUUUUGAGCGGAACUAACGCGGGUUUGUCCGAAAAAAGCCCGCAUUUUGUAAUUUUAGUGCAACUACAUAAACAACCAGAGCAACCGAAAAAAUGGCCGGCUUACCAAGGAGAAUUAUUAAGGAGACACAGCGUUUAAUGACUGAACCGGUGCCAGGAAUAGAAGCUGUUCCAGAUGAAAGUAAUUCCAGAUACUUUCAUGUCAAAGUCGCUGGGCCAACAGAGUCACCAUAUCAGGGAGGCAGUUUCAAGUUAGAACUCUUCCUACCAGAGGAUUAUCCAAUGUCAGCACCUAAAGUACGCUUCAUGACCAAAAUAUACCACCCAAAUGUUGAUAAGUUGGGUCGCAUAUGUCUGGAUAUUCUUAAAGAUAAGUGGAGUCCUGCUUUGCAGAUUCGGACUGUCUUAUUAUCAAUUCAAGCUCUCCUCAGUGCUCCUAAUCCAGAUGAUCCCUUAGCAAAUGAUGUUGCUGAACAGUGGAAAACAAAUGAAGCAAAAGCUAUAGACACAGCAAGAGAAUGGACAAGACUGUAUGCUGACAGGCAAUGACAUUGCUGUAUCAUCUUUUGUUGUCUUUUCUUGUACAUCGACUCAGCUUUCCUUCUUUACCAUCUGCUACGGUGGCUGAAAAAGAACAUUCUACUGCCCAUGGAUUAUAGGCCACCAUAGUAGCUGCUUUUAUAUGCGACAGUGAAAGAUUGAAAGCAUAUAAAAAAGCUAAAGUGUGAUUGGUCUGGCCUGAGGAUCAUAGUGCUGGUUUAUCUUUUUAUUUGAGCGAUUCAAAACUGCAGAAACUAAAAGGGAAGUAAGAGGGCUAUUUGUUUUAAAAGUUUGCUUUAGACAGCAUUGAGCCUCAGGCUAGAGUUUGGAUUUGUAAAAAGUUGAAAGUCCCUUCAAGUUAGUGUGAUUACUUUCUUGGGGAUGUUUGGUAAACUACAAGGGAUCUGCCAUUCAGUUGAGCAGUAUUUGUACAUGUAAUAGGCUAGUGUUUGAAAUAAGGCUUUUCUGCAAGUUUUUGCUCAAGCAGGUUUUCAGAAAAGGGGACAGACAGAUUUCAAUUAUGGUAUCUAGUUAAGUUUAGCAUUUUAGAACAUGUUUUAGUCUGAAGAAAUGCAUUAGAACCAUGAUUGAAAUGUUGCUGUCAGAAAGAAGCAUUUGAUCUAUUUUCACAUUUGAACUGGUGAAUAUCUGAAGGUUAGCUUUAUUAAAAUGAGCCUUUUCCACAAAAGAGCACCAUUUUACUGUUGGAGUCUUGUAGGAAACUUUUGCUCCGUAAAGUGGUGUAAAAAACUAGAACCAACUGAUAACCAAGUACAUCUUGCUUUCAAAUCCUCAAAAGAGGUUCAUCAUUUAAUCCAUAUUCCAGUUUUGUUAAUAUAAACCAUUACCUGAUACGUGUACUUGACAAAUUGUCAACAAAUUAUAGCAAACUAACUGUAGUGACACAGAUGGUCUUGAGCUUUGUUGAUAAAAACAGUAUAAAAAAGCAAAUUGUGUCAAGGCAGUAUGUGGCUGUUUUUUUAUACUUUUGCCCAUCAAAUAUUUACAAGAACUUGUUCAGGGCUAGUGGUUUUCAUAAAGAGUACCCAGGUAGAGGUAUGCACCCAUUCUGCAGAAUUGUGCAAUGCAAGAGUAAAUCCAAAAUCAUGCACACACAUUGUUCUCUUCCCCCCUUAAAUAUGAAAAUAAAAACGUCUUGUAACAUAACUUGUAUGUUAGUCAUUAUAUACCAACAAUGAAGUAAUUUUAGGUCCACCAAAUCUGUACUGUAACGCAUUCAUUCAGGAUGAUUAUGUCUUCAAAAUUGUAGUAAUUAUUUUUUCCAGCAUUUUGAAGAUGCAGAUUUCUGUUUUUCUUUUUUUUUUCUUUUUUUUGGGGGGGGGGUUGUGAAAACAAGCAAAAUGUAAUGCAUUAAGAGAAGGCAGUAAUAGUUUGUGCAGGCUGUUGGAAAGCCAUGUUUGUCCAGAAAAAAGUACAGAAACUCACUUUCCAAGAAAAAAUUAUGAGACCCCUGUAUGUACAGGACCUCUACAUUGUUCGUUUAGUGAAAUAUUUCCAGCUAAGUUCUUUCCACUAAAUGUUGUGGAGCCAAGCAUUCACCAUCUUUCGAUGGUCGCAUGUGACCCUAUCUCAGUUCCCAGUAAUAAGUUCAUUACACUGUGAAGGCUGUAUACCAUAACUUGGUGUGGUGUACAUGCAAGAGUCUUAGAACUGAAUCUGCAGCUUGCUGGCAUUGCAUGAAUGUGCCUAGCCAUUUGUACAUUGUGGCAGUACCUCCCUUCAAUAAGUCAAAGGGUAAAUUUUCUGGCUGGCAAGCUUUCCUUCCAAACAGCUGAUUUCUGCUCCUUUUUUUAACUUGUAUGUCAGUACAAAAUGGAAAAACCACUGUACAAAAAUCUUGUGUUUCUUGGAAUUCCCUUGUUCCUGACUUUUUCAGUUGUAUGCCAAAUUGUAAUCAUAACGGGCAAAGUUGGGCUUUUGAGUCCCCAGUCCCAUCCUAUUAACUUGAGUCAGUACAGCACUUGACCCAUGGUACAAUGGUCCCAGGUUCUAGUCCACCCUUGGUCCAAAUUCUGUGCACAUCCCUAUGUCAUCACAAAGAUUAUUUUUUGCACACAUAAAUGAUAUCCUCAGCUGUUUGAUGGAUGGAAGUUUGCAGGUAACACUCAGGGCUGGGAACUGAGGCUUAUAACUUCAAUGUAGUUGGUUUAAAAACAGAUUUCUUUGUAUGUGCAGUUAGGUUGGAUAUAAGAAAUAGCCUUGAGUAGGUUUAUGCAUGUUUGGUUUCACUCAGAUUUACUCCCAGUGUAUGCCAGUUGACAGAUUUUAUUGGAUUUUCUGUGGUUUGUAUUGCAUCCAGCCGAUCACUCAGUCCAUCAAAUUGCACCAGUGCAGUUGGAAUUGUAAUGGAAUUUAUUGGAACCAUUUAGCAUAAGCAUUGAAGUCUCUUUAGGUUGUGUCCUUUCCAUCAAAUUGGAAUUUGAUGGAAUGAGUGGUCUAGCAUGUUGGACUAUGGGACAGUGACAAUGUGAAUCCUAAGGAAUGUGAGAAACCCACAGAAACAGCAGUGUUGCUGCAAACUUGCAUUUGCACAAGUUCUCCCCAAUGUAGCUGUAGAUCUUAUGUUGUAAACUUGUACAAAUGAAUUUUAGUUUGCAAUAUUGCUGUCUUGUACUAAAAUCACUAACCAUUUGUAAUUUGCAGCGAUCAGUCAAUAAAACAAAAUGGAUGUAAUUUCAAAUGGAUCGUAAAUUUCUCAACUACACUCAGUUGAGUAUUGCAUUUGGUUGGUUCUUCAAGUUAUAAAUCACAAACUCGGCUUGUGAUUAAAGUAACUGUUUAAUCUGAAAGUUUUGUCUGAUUAAAAUGUUUUCCUGCAUCUAGUUGUGAGAUUACUGAUAUUCUUUGCUGUCACAAAUUCACUUGUAAGGGCAUUAGACGAAAAACAACCACGUCCGAAUUGACAACCCCAUUAGCAAAAUAAGAGUAAUAAGUACAAGAGAUUUGUAAGAAAGUGAUGCCUCUAAUGUGACAUGAGUAUUCACAUUUUCACCAGUGGGGGGGGGGGAUAUUUUGCGAAAUUUGUGAUUUUGUUUUAUAAAGGAUUAACCAGGAAGUAGUUUGUUUUGUCUGAUGUAAACAAACAGUAGUAACUAAUUCUGUCUUUACUGAUGUUCUCUCAUUUUGUGAUAACAAAUAACACUGGCUUUUUAGUUA
Messenger RNA from Acanthaster planci (crown-of-thorns starfish), 3800 nucleotides. Its product is annotated as ubiquitin-conjugating enzyme E2 N. The record is from RefSeq and is a predicted model, not a curated record. Lineage: Eukaryota; Metazoa; Echinodermata; Asteroidea; Valvatida; Acanthasteridae.